Molecule: messenger RNA, 5139 nt
Organism: Lampris incognitus (smalleye Pacific opah)
Lineage: Eukaryota; Metazoa; Chordata; Actinopteri; Lampriformes; Lampridae
Product: ubiquitin carboxyl-terminal hydrolase 15-like
Exons: 22
Coding region: 1-3123 (1040 amino acids)
Biological process (GO): protein deubiquitination
Molecular function (GO): cysteine-type deubiquitinase activity
Source: RefSeq, a predicted model, not a curated record
AUGGCGGAGGGAGGAGCGGCUGACUUGGAUACCCAGAGAGGAGAGGUCGCGUUGCUGUUGAAAACACAGUUGCGAAAGGGAGACACUUGGUACCUAGUGGACAGUCACUGGUUCAAACAGUGGAAAAAAUAUGUGGGAUUCGAUAGCUGGGACAAAUACCAGAUGGGGGACCAGAAUGUCUACCCAGGACCUGUGGAUAACUCAGGCCUUCUCAGAGAUGGAGAUGUGCUGGCCAUUAAGGAACACCUCAUCGAUGAGCUUGACUACAUCCUGGUACCCACAGAAGGCUGGAACAAGCUAGUCAGCUGGUAUGGAUUGACAGAGGGUCAGGAGCCAAUCUCACGCAAGGUGGUUGAACAGGGGAUGUUCGUCAAACACUGCAAAGUGGAGGUGUACCUAACGGAGUUGAAGCUGUGUGAGGACAGCAACAUCGACAAUGUGGUCACCAGGCGCUUCAGCAAAGCCGACACAAUAGAUGUGAUUGAAAAGGAGAUGAGGAAGCUGUUCAGCAUCCCAGAUGAAAAGGAGACCAGGCUAUGGAACAAGUACAUGAGCAACACCUUUGAGCCUCUCAACAAACCUGAGAGCACCAUCCAAGACGCUGGCCUCUACCAGGGACAGGUUCUAGUAAUAGAACAGAAGAAUGAGGAUGGAACGUGGCCCCGGGGCUCCACAGCACCAAAGUCAUCUGGUGCUUCCAAUCUCUCUGCUUUGCCAAAGAUCUCGCCUUCAUCUCUUACAAACAAUCAUAACAGCAGCUUCAACAGCAGGAAUGUAAAGAACUCCAGCUACGGUCUCCCAUCCUACCAUCCUUACAGCACUAGCUAUGACUACUCAGACCAGGGCAGACAGAGCGAGCACUCUGGCCUCUGUGGCCUAUCUAACCUGGGAAAUACCUGCUUCAUGAAUUCUGCAGUGCAGUGUUUAAGCAAUAUCCCUCCGCUGACGGAGUACUUUCUCAAAGACAAGUACACAGAUGAGCUAAAUGAGGACAACCCGCUGGGCAUGAAGGGUGAGAUCGCCAAGGCCUACGCCGAGCUCAUCAAGCAGGUGUGGUCAGGCAAAUACAGCUACGUCACCCCCAGGCCUUUCAAGACGCAGGUGGGCCGUUUUGCCCCCCAGUUCUCUGGCUACCAGCAGCAGGACUCCCACGAGCUGCUGGCCUUUCUCCUGGAUGGCCUCCAUGAGGAUCUUAACCGCAUCAGGAAAAAGCCCUACAUCCAGCUCAAGGAUGCUGAUGGCAGGCCUGAUAAGGUGGUAGCAGAGGAGGCAUGGGAGAACCAUAUCAAGAGGAACGACUCCAUCAUCGUUGACAUCUUCCACGGCCUCUUCAAGUCUACCCUUGUGUGUCCUGUCUGCGCCAAGGUGUCUGUGACCUUUGACCCCUUCUGCUACCUGACCCUGCCACUACCAAUGAAAAAGGAGCGUACGCUGGAAGUUUACCUGGUCAGGCUGGACCCUGUGACCAAACCCACACAGUAUAAGUUGACUGUGCCAAAAGUGGGCUACAUCUCUGACCUGUGUACCUCCCUCUCUAACCUGUCAGGGGUGCCUGCCGAAAAGAUGAUCGUAACAGACAUCUACAAUCAUCGCUUCCACCGGAUCUUCGCCACCAAUGAGAACCUGAGCAGCAUCAUGGAGAGGGACGACAUCUAUGUCUUCGAGGUGGCAGUGAACAGGCUGGAGGACACAGACCACGUUGUUCUCCCCGUGCACCUGAGGGAGAAAUACAAGCAGUCGGGCUACAACCACACCAGCACGCCGCUGUUUGGACAGCCCUUCCUUGUCACAGUCCCCAGAACCCUCAGCGAAGACAAGUUAUACAACAUGCUGCUCCUACGCCUCUGCCGAUUUGUGCACUCAGGUGUGGAGGAUGAGGAUGAGGAGUGUGAUGAAACACCCACCUCCAAACAACACACCGUCAAUGGCAACACCACCAAUGGACUCCUGGAAGAGGGAUCACCUAGUGAGAUGGAGACUGACGAGCAGGACGAUGAGUCCAGUCAGGACCAGGAGCUGCCCUCUGAGAAUGACAACAGCCAAUCAGAGGACUCGGUGGGUGGGGACAAUGAGCUGGAGAAUGGCGUGGUUGGUCCAGAGAACUCCACCAAAGGCCACCAGACAACUGGGCACAACAAAAAGAGACUCUUUACAUUCCAGUUCAACAAUAUGGGCAAGACAGACUUCUCCCUCAUUAAGGAAGAUAGCAGGCAGAUCCGCUUUGAUGAGGGACACCUCCGACUCAGUGAUCGUUCCUAUCUCUCCUUGGACUGGGAGCCUGAGAUCAAGAAGAAAUACUUUGAUGAGAGUGUUGUGGAGGACUUUGACAAGCAUGAGAGCAUGGAGUACAAACCUCAGAAGAAGGUCUUCUUCAAGCUGAAGGACUGCAUCGAGUUGUUCACCACUAAAGAGAAACUAGGGGCGGAGGACCCAUGGUACUGUCCAAACUGUAAGCAGCACCAACAAGCCACUAAAAAGUUGGACCUGUGGUCCCUGCCACCUGUGCUGGUGGUCCACCUGAAACGCUUCUCAUACAGCCGCUACAUGAGGGAUAAGCUGGACUCCUUGGUCGACUUCCCUCUCAGAGAUCUGGACAUGUCCGAGUUCCUGAUCAACCCUAAUGCGGGGCCCUGUCGCUACAACCUCAUCGCUGUGUCCAACCACUACGGAGGGAUGGGUGGCGGCCACUAUACAGCAUAUGCCAAGAACAAAGAUGACGACAAAUGGUACAACUUUGAUGACAGCAGCGUGUCUCCUGCCAGUGAAGAUCAAAUAGUGUCCAAAGCAGGCUAUGUGCUGUUCUAUCAACGCCAGGACACGGUGAAAGGAACUGGCUACUUCGCUCUGGACCGUGAAGAAGAGGAGGAGGAGGAGGAUGACGAGGACGAGGAGGGAGAAGAGGAUGAAGAGAAUGGCGGGGACGAGAGGCAGGAGAGAAAGAGCACCUCCUCAACCCAGGGAGCCAGUGCCGCCUCCUCCUCCACUGGUGUGGCCCUCCAGAGCGACGAAGAGGACCUCAACGAGAACUGGCGCAGGAAGAACGACAAUGAAAAAGACGAGGAAGAAGAUGAAGGGGAGGAGGAACAGGCGACCAAUAGAGACGUCGCAAUGAAAACCAACUGAGGGCCAGAGGAGAAGCGGGGGGACAGAAUAAAUGGAGAGAGGGAGAGAGAGAGAGAGAGCAACUUGAGAUCUUUCCAUCCAAAGCCAUAUGGACGCACAGCACGGCAGCAGGGCCCCACCACUCCUGACCAGCCGGCCCAACCCAGCUGGCCAGCAGGGGGAGCCACUGCGGGCUGGAUGACUGUUAGGACAGGGAGCUGCUGUGGUACACUGACAAGCAAUCAGGGCCCUCCUUUGUGGUUCGAUCACUGUGUGCGUGCGUGCGUGUGCGUGUGUGUUCUGUGUUAGAGUGAGUCGCCAUAUCCAUUUAUUUCUUUUUAUAAAUAACCACCUCCCCCACUUUGCCCUCUAAAAAUCAACAAAAGAAAUAGCCUCUCUGGAAAAACCAAGUCACUGAAUUACAUCAGGGGUUUGAUUUUUAGGCGUUGCAGUGCUUGAAAAACAUUCAAGAAUCGAUUCUUGGAAUGUUGGCGUUGGUGGGGCGCCCAAAACCUCCCGUCACCGUUCGUUUCUGCCCUUUUUAUAAUUUGGAGAGCACUGCAUUGUUUGCAUAUCAUUUUACCAUUGUUUAUGUUAUCAUUUAGGCCGAGUAAAUAUUUCAAACACUGAAUUAUACUGAGUUUUACAUGAUGCGCUGAAACCUUAUUUAGAGACUUGUUGCACAAUCACCAACCCCCCCCCCCUCACGUCAUUUGUUUUCUUAAAUAGAAACGUAUUAGUGCCAGAUGUACUGCAGUUGUUUUACAGUUAUUGUCAAUGUGGUGUUCUCAUGUAAAAAAAUGCUUUUAAAGCUGCCUUUAUAAACCAGCGGGGAGUUGCAUCUACAGCUAGAUUUUUAGUUAGGAAUCACAUCCAUUUCUUUUUAAAAAAUUUUUUUUUAUAUAAUGUCAAACAGCCAAACUAUCUUAGCUAUGUAUUGCUGCUGCUACCUUUACUAUCUUGCUUUUAUUUUUAUUUUUUUAAAUUAUUUUUAGAGACAAAAAUCAAUGUAUUAAUGAAGACUUCAGCAUUUUAAGGUCCUGAGCUUUCCCUCCCUGGUCUCUUCAGCUGAUAUAUUUCUAUAGAUUUCUUUUUCCCACCGUCAUCAGAGAGCAAAUAAAAGCAGGAUGUAGAGGAAACCCUGGACAACUUUUCCAAAAUAGCCACAAUGCAGUUGAUUGUCAGAAUAAUUGAAAAGGGAUAUAGUGGACAUGUUUCCGAAGGUCUUUGUGUGCAUCUGUACGAGUGCACUUUUUUUCCUUUUUUUUUUUUAACUAGCUCUGCAAAGUUCACAGUUUGACGCAAUUAAAAUCCACUGGAAAUUAGCUAAAUACCUCAUAGAUCCUGCUUCUGAAGUCCUCUCAUGGCUUUUACCUCUUUAGGUUGUAGAUGAUGUCAAUAGCUUUACCAGAACUUUUCUUCCCCUACCUUAUUUUUAUUCUCUCUUUCUCUCUCUCUUUUUCUCUCUCUCUCUCUCUCUCUCUCUCUCUCUCUCUCUCUCUCUCUCUCUCUCUCUCUCUCUCUCUCUCUCUCUCUCUCUCUCUCUCUCUCUCUCUCUCUCUCUCUCUCUCUCAUCUAUACACACAGACAUCAUUCUUGAGGCGCUGUGAGAUUAAGAACAUCGGUGAUUAUGUUGACAUCAGAUGAAUCAUCUGUUUGGAUCACCUCGGCCUUAAAUCUUAAUCUCGGGACUAGUCGCCUUUUCUUUGCACACAGUUAUCACAAAGUCUGUCUCACUUGACCCUUUCCACGCAUAGCCCAGACGCACACAACCACACAACCGAUGUGCAAAAACGCACACACACACACACACAUACACACAAAGUCCGUAUUAUUGUGACGUUCUGCUCGUUACAUCGUCGCCAGUUGAGCCUGAAAACAAGGUUUCUCAUCCACAAGAGGGCCAGAAUGUAUGCCGAAUGGACUGACUUGAACAGAUGCGUGUGUGUGUGUGGUUGAUGCCUUUUGAUUCAUUAUAGGGCCAGGAGUAAUAAUAAUAAUUAUUAUUUGCCUCCACUUCUUGCUUUGGUCGAUUGU